AAAAAAAACACAUCGAUAAUUUUCUCUAUAUAUUCAACAAAAUAACCAUGGAGAAAAACAUGAAAAGAUGAUGAACGAGUAAAAUCAAGCGAAUGGUUGUGCAUUCUAUUUAUCUCAAAUCUCAAAUGAAAGAAAUCAUAUCUAUCUUAUAUAUAAUAUAAAUUCCAAGAACAUAUAUAUAAUUAAUCAUGAGUUAUUAUAAUCAACCUCCUCCCGUUGGUGUACCUCCCCCUCAAGGAUAUCCACCAAAGGAUGCAUAUGGGUACCCUCCUCCUCAAGGUUAUCCUCCUCAAGGCUAUCCUCCACAAGGCUAUCCUUCUCCGCCAGGUUACCCUUCUCCACACGGCUACCCUCCUCCACCAUACGGUGCUCCUCAAUACGCCGCUCCGCCACCACCUCAAAAAAAUUCAGCCACCUCCGGUGUCAUGACCGGCUGUUUGGCUGCGGUUUGCUGUUGCUGCCUUUUAGAUGCAUGCUUUUAAUUAAUGACAAAAUAAGAUCGUUGUAAAGGAAAAUGGCAUCCAGUAAUGAUCUUCUUACAAAUCAAAGGAUCUACCUUUUUCCUUUAUGUCAUAUAUUCUCGAUCUUUAUAAACAUUAUUUAUAUAUAAUUCGAUGUGUAUCUAUUCACAUUUUAAGGGAUCCUAUUUAUACUUAUGAGUAUA
This is a messenger RNA of Solanum pennellii, 664 nucleotides long. RefSeq names its product cysteine-rich and transmembrane domain-containing protein WIH2-like. The transcript has 3 exons. The record is from RefSeq and is a predicted model, not a curated record. Gene Ontology annotation, cellular component: plasma membrane. Bases 189 to 482 code for a protein of 97 amino acids. NCBI's taxonomy places the organism in Eukaryota, Viridiplantae, Streptophyta, Magnoliopsida, Solanales, Solanaceae.